GCCGAGAUGCAGCUGCUCCUGCUCGUGCCGCUGCUGCUGGCCCCGGCGCCCGGGUCCUCGGCUCCCAAGGUGAGGAGGCAGAGUGACACCUGGGGCCCCUGGGGUGACUGGAGUCCCUGCACCCGGACCUGCGGAGGGGGCAUCAGCUUCCAGGAGCGCUCCUGCUACUCGAAGAGGAGAGAUGGGGGCUCUAGCUGCGUGGGCCCUGCUCGCAGACACCGCUCUUGCCACAUCGAGAGCUGCCCCGAAGGUGCCCGCGACUUCCGGGCAGAGCAGUGCUCGCAGUUCGAUGGCCUGGAGUUCCAGGGCCGCAGGUACAGGUGGCUGCCCUACCUCGGCGCCCCAAACAAGUGUGAGCUGACCUGCAUCCCCCAGGGGGAGAGCUUCUACUACAAGCAUAGGGACGCCGUGGUAGAUGGGACACCCUGCGAGCCUGGCAAACGAGAUGUCUGUGUGGAUGGCAUCUGCCGGGUCGUUGGCUGUGACCACAAGCUAGACUCGUCGAAGCAGGAGGACAAGUGUCUGCAGUGUGGGGGUGAUGGCACGACCUGCUACCCCGUCACCGGCACCUUUGAUGCGAAUGACCUGAGCAGAGGCUACAACCAGAUCCUCAUCGUUCCCGUGGGGGCCACCAGCGUCCACAUCGAGGAGGUGGCCGCCAGCAGGAAUUUCCUGGCGGUGAAGAGCGUCCAGGGCGAGUACUACCUCAACGGGCACUGGACCAUUGAUGCCGCCCGCGCCCUGCCCGUUGCCAGCACUGUCCUGCACUACGCGCGGGGUGCUGAGGGGGACCUGGCACCCGAGCAGCUCCAUGCCCGCGGCCCCACCUCGGAGCCCCUGGUCAUCGAGCUCAUCAGCCAGGAGUUCAACCCCGGCGUGCGCUAUGAGUACCAUCUGCCCCUGGACACCCCCAGGCCCGGCUUCAACUGGAGCCACGGCUCAUGGGGUGACUGCAGUGCUGAGUGUGGUGGAGGUCACCAGUCCCGCCCAGUGUUCUGCACCUUCGACAGUGAGGUCUACCCUGACCACAUGUGCCAGCACCAGCCUCGGCCGGCCAACCGCCGCCCUUGCAGCCCUCACCCCUGCCCUCAGACCAAGCGCUGGAGGACAGGGCCCUGGACGCCCUGCUCGGCCUCCUGCGGAGGUGGCUCCCAGUCCCGCUCUGUCUACUGCGUCUGGUCUGACGGGGCUGGUGGCCAGGAGCCUGUGGAGGAGGCCCAGUGUGCAGGCCUGCCUGGGAAACCCGCUGCCACCCAGGCCUGCCACCUGCAGCGCUGUGCAGCCUGGCACGAGGAGCCCUGGGGAGAGUGUUCGGUCAGCUGCGGUGCUGGAGUCCGGAGGAGGAGUGUCACUUGCCGGAGUGACCAGGGGUCUCUGCUCCAUGCCACAGCGUGCUCCUCUGAGGACCAGCCGCCUCUCACUGAGAGCUGUGUGCAUGAUGACUGUCCCCCCAUCAAUGACCAGGCCUGGCACGUAGGCGCCUGGGGUCUAUGCUCCAGGAGCUGCAGCUCAGGUACUCGGAGACGGCAGGUUGUCUGUGCCAUUGGGCCACCCAGCCACUGCAGGGGCCUGCAGCUGUGGAAGCCCGCCGAGGCGGAGCCCUGUAACACGCAGCCCUGCCACCUUCCUCCUGAGGUCCCAAGCAUGCAGGUCGUGCACACCAGUCUCGGGGCCCCCUGGAUGUCUUUGGGCCCUCGGGAGGCCCCUGCCUCAGGUGAGAAGCUUGGUGGAAGCCCCCAACCCAGGGCCCUGGAGAUGGAGGUUGCAGGCAGGGAUUCCAGAGACCAGUGGGCACCCCAGGAGCAACCCUCAGCCCGGGGUAACCCCAGAGGAGACCAGGGCCCCCACCUGCCAGCCCCAGGCCCAGUCUCUUCUCUGCAGCAGUCCCCAAGCCAGCAGGCCCUGUGGUCUGGCUCAGGGCCCCAGGACUGCAGACACAGCCUCUAUGGGUGCUGCCCCGAUGGCCACACGGCAUCUCUUGGGCCGCAGUGGCAAGGCUGCCCUGGGGCCUCUUGCCAGCAGAGCAGGUACGGGUGUUGCCCCGAUGGGGUGUCUGUGGCUGAGGGGCCCCAUCAAGCCGGCUGCGCGAGGUCUUACAGCGGGGACAACGUGGGGAGCAGGCCAGGUUCGCGAGCAGUGGCCUCCACGGCCCCCAAGGCCCACCAGCCCCAGGCCCAGCAAAAUGAGCCCAGUGAGUGCCGGGGCUCCCAGUUUGGCUGUUGCUAUGACAACGUGGCCUCUGCAGCAGGCCCUUUUGGGGAAGGCUGUGUAGGCCAGCCCAGCUAUGCAUACCCCGUGGGGUGCCUGCUGCCCAGUGCUCUGGGCUCCUGUACAGACUGGGCCACCCGCUGGUACUUCAUCCCCUCUGUGGGCCGGUGUAACCGCUUCUGGUAUGGAGGCUGCCACGGCAAUGCCAACAACUUUGCCUCGGAGGACGAGUGCAUGAGCAGCUGCCGGGGGUCUCGACAUGCACCCCGCCAACCGGCGCCUGGGGCCGCUGGCCAGAGCACCCACAGCAGUGGAGGUGGCCACAGUCCUGGAAGCCAGCAGGAGGCCGGCCGGCACAGGACCGAGGCCACGGUCCAGAGAAAGCCCGGGCUGGAGGCGCACCACACCCCGGCCUUAGGAGAACGGCCCCGGGGCCAGGAGCUGGGGCGCAGCACCCCUGGACUAGGCGGAGAUGCUGGGUGGCCAGCACCACCCUCCCACAGCUCCUCCUACAGGAUUAACUUGGCAGGCUCGGAGCCCUCUCUGGUGCAGGUGGCCCUGGGACAGGUCGUGCGGCUCUUCUGCCCAGAGGACGCCUCCAUGGACCUGCACACCAGGUGGCAGAAAGACGGGCAGCCCCUCUCCUCUGCCAGGCACAGGCUGCAGCCCGAUGGCUCCCUGGUCAUCAGCCCCCUGCGGGCAGAGGACGCUGGCACCUACAGCUGUGGCACCAGGCCAGGCCGUGACUCUCCGAAGGUCCAGCUUCGCAUCGCAGGGGGUGACACGGCUGUGCUGGCCGAGGCUGAGCCAGGGCACUUCCCUCAGACCAGGGACCCGGCCCAGGGCCACAGCCCUGGGGACUCCAGCCGCGGGCGGGAUGCCGAGGGCCUGGGCGCCAUCUCCUCCUCUCAUCCACGGCCCGCAAUCAGGCUGCGCCUGGACCAGAACCAGCCUGGGGUGGUGGAUGCCCGUCCUGGGCAGCGGAUCCGGUUGACCUGUCGCGCCGAGGGCUUCCCACCCCCAGCCAUUGAAUGGCAGAGAGAUGGGCAGACCCUGUCCUCCCCCAGACACCAGCAGCAGCCCGAUGGCUCUCUGGUCAUCAGCCAAGUCGCUGUGGAAGAUGGCGGCUUCUAUGCCUGUGUUGCCUUCAAUGGGCAGGACCGCGACCAGCGAUGGGUCCAGCUCAGAGUUCUAGGGGAGCUGACCAUCACAGGGCUGCCCUCCACUGUCACGGUGCCGGAAGGUGACACGGCCAGGCUGCGCUGUGUGGUGGCGGGAGAAGGUGUGAACAUCAGAUGGUCCAGGAACGGGCUGCCGAUACGAGCCGAUGGCCACCGUGUCCACCAGUCCCCAGAUGGCACUUUGCUGAUCCACAACCUGCGGGCCGGGGACCAGGGCUCCUACACGUGCAGCACCUACCACGGAAGCCAGGCGGUCAGCCGCAGCACUGAGGUGAAGGUGGGCCCGCCAGCACUGGCCGCCCAGCCGAGGGACUGCAUCGACCAGCCGGAGCUGGCCAACUGUGAUCUGAUCCUGCAGGCACGACUCUGUGGCAAUGAGUAUUACUCCAGCUUCUGCUGUGCCAGCUGUUCCCGUUUCCAGCCGCACGCUCAGCCAGUCUGGCAGCAGGGAUGA
Messenger RNA from Molossus molossus (Pallas's mastiff bat), 3843 nucleotides. It is a transcript of the gene PAPLN, whose product is annotated as papilin, proteoglycan like sulfated glycoprotein. Gene Ontology annotation, biological process: extracellular matrix organization. The coding region runs from base 7 to 3843 and encodes 1278 amino acids. Gene Ontology annotation, molecular function: metalloendopeptidase activity; serine-type endopeptidase inhibitor activity. The record is from RefSeq and is a predicted model, not a curated record. The transcript has 26 exons. Gene Ontology annotation, cellular component: extracellular matrix. NCBI's taxonomy places the organism in Eukaryota, Metazoa, Chordata, Mammalia, Chiroptera, Molossidae.